Theobroma cacao (cacao) is the source of this 1643-nucleotide messenger RNA. It is a transcript of the gene APE2, whose product is annotated as Glucose-6-phosphate/phosphate translocator-like protein. The record is from RefSeq and is a predicted model, not a curated record. Gene Ontology annotation, biological process: transmembrane transport. Gene Ontology annotation, molecular function: transmembrane transporter activity. Gene Ontology annotation, cellular component: membrane. Lineage: Eukaryota; Viridiplantae; Streptophyta; Magnoliopsida; Malvales; Malvaceae.
AAAUCUGUUAAUUCCCUCCAUCCAUUAAGAGCUCACUCUAGCUACUAUACAUACAUUUCGUUCUCUCUCUGUCUCUCUCUCUCUGUAGCAAUGGAGUCGCGAUUGUUGUCACGCGCUUCCACCAUCACUGGCUUCCCUCAGCUCAGGCCGAAGCUUUCACGGGAGAGCGUCAACGUGUCAUUUGCUUCGUCUAAGCCGAUCGGAGCCCUCGGAGGAGGCGGGAACUUGAUAUGGGGAAGGCAGCUAAGGCCGGCUCUGCUACUCGAGAGCUCGUCGGUUAGUAAGCGAGAGAUUUUGAAGCCGGUUUCAGCCGCCGCGUCGUCGCCUGCCGAAGGAGGAAGCGAUUCCGCCGGGGACGCAAAGAUCGCUCCGGUUGGCUUCUUCGAGAAGUAUCCGGCUCUUGUCACCGGCUUUUUCUUCUUCAUGUGGUACUUCUUAAAUGUGAUAUUUAACAUUCUCAACAAGAAGAUCUACAAUUACUUCCCUUAUCCCUAUUUUGUGUCGGUUAUUCACUUGUUCGUUGGGGUAGUUUACUGUUUGGUGAGCUGGGCUGUGGGCCUCCCUAAGCGGGCUCCUAUGGACUCAAACCUACUGAAGUUGUUGAUCCCUGUUGCUGUAUGCCAUGCUUUAGGCCAUGUAACUAGCAAUGUCUCUUUUGCAGCUGUUGCUGUCUCUUUCACCCACACAAUCAAAGCUCUGGAGCCUUUCUUCAAUGCUGCUGCUUCCCAAUUCAUACUUGGACAAUCCAUACCAUUUACUCUAUGGCUGUCUCUUGCUCCUGUUGUUAUUGGUGUUUCCAUGGCAUCACUGACUGAGUUGUCAUUCAAUUGGACGGGUUUCAUUAGCGCAAUGAUUUCCAACAUCUCCUUCACUUACAGGAGCAUCUAUUCCAAGAAAGCUAUGACCGAUAUGGACAGUACAAAUGUCUAUGCUUAUAUUUCCAUCAUUGCUCUCUUCGUCUGUAUUCCCCCAGCCAUCAUUCUCGAGGGUCCCCAACUGAUCAAGCAUGGGUUCGGUGAUGCUAUAGCUAAAGUGGGUAUGACUAAAUUCAUCUCAGAUCUCUUUUGGGUUGGAAUGUUUUACCAUCUCUAUAAUCAGUUGGCUACCAACACUCUUGAACGGGUGGCACCACUUACCCACGCUGUCGGCAAUGUGCUGAAACGGGUGUUUGUCAUUGGCUUCUCAAUCCUGAUCUUCGGAAACAAGAUUUCAACACAGACAGGUAUAGGAACAGUCAUAGCAAUUGCUGGAGUGGCAAUCUACUCUUUCAUCAAGGCCAGGAUGGAAGAAGAGAAACGACAAAUGAAAGCCGCAUGAGAAGAAAAAAAGGCAUGGAAAUGGAGGAAGUCACGGGUGUAAAGUUAUAUGUCUCUCCUCCCGGAGAUAAAACAAGUGACAUUGAAUAUCCAACUGUUGUUUUGAAGUUUUUUUUUUUUUUUUGCUUUUUCCGCCAUCAAUUUUCUUUAAUUCAGAGUACAAACCAUUGCUAAUCUUCCAUCAGCCUGUGUUGACUGAAGAAUAAUGUACUGUCACUUAUUCUGUCUCUCAAACCAAGCUUUUAUCUCAUCAGAAGCUUUUGAAAGGAAGCUUGAACAGAAUACGUGCAAAAAAUAAAAGAUAUGUGAAUAGUAUUUAUUCUCGCA